Messenger RNA from Puntigrus tetrazona (Sumatra barb), 3188 nucleotides. RefSeq names its product neural cell adhesion molecule 3 (gene ncam3). The transcript is spliced from 17 exons. Gene Ontology annotation, cellular component: membrane. The record is from RefSeq and is a predicted model, not a curated record. Gene Ontology annotation, biological process: cell adhesion. NCBI's taxonomy places the organism in Eukaryota, Metazoa, Chordata, Actinopteri, Cypriniformes, Cyprinidae. The coding region runs from base 101 to 2212 and encodes 703 amino acids. Gene Ontology annotation, molecular function: protein binding.
UCCUGUCUGUCUCUGUCAUCGCAUAUAAAAUCAUGGGGAACACGCUGCCUGUUAAGACUCCAAGAGAGGUGCACAGAAAGAGACGACUGCAAGCGCGAAGAUGCUCAGGCUGUGCGGACUCCUCCUUAUUUGCUCAACUCUAAUAGAUGCUAAGGUAGACAUCAUCAAUAGUGAUCCAGAUGUGCUGGUGGGACGCGACACUCUGCUCUUGUGCAAAGCCGAUACAGAGGGAACAAUUAGUUGGUUGAAAGGGGAUGAUGAAAUUGAUGAAGAAUUUGUCCAGAAAAUUGAUGAGUCCUCGAGUAAACUGAACUUGAAGAAUGUUGCAUUAGAAGAUGCUGGAAUCUAUACCUGCGUGUUUGAAAAUGAACACGGCACGCAGAAGAAAGUGGACUACCAGAUCUACGUCUACCAAACACCGGACUUUGGCAACACACCGGUGUACCAUGAAUUUCUGGUGAACCAGACAGUGACCAUUCCCUGCGUGGUGACUGGGAAGCCUGCGGUGGAAGUCCACUGGUAUCGGAACGAUCGCAUCGUGAAUGAUGACGGUAGGGGGGAUGGUCAUGCUGCAGGUUCUUCUGCUCUUUUAUGUGGACGGGGUCAUCUCAGAAUCCUUCCAGAUAAGUCUCUGCAGAUUCUGGGAAUUCAGCAGGAAGACAGUGGAAUCUACACUUGUGAAGGCAGGAUUAGGGGUCGCCCCAUAAAAAGGGAGCUCCAGAUCUCUGUUAUUGUUAAUGAGCCACCGACCGUCCUGAUUCAUCAGGAAAGAAGAAGUGUUUUUGCUGGACCCAACACCACCGUGUCUAUAGUCUGUCUGGUCAAAGGAGUACCACGUCCAAACAUUUCAUGGAUAGUCCCUUCCCCCUCUGAAGACUCCCGUCACAGAUACAACUCUGAUAAGAGUGAGCUCACCAUCUCUGCAGUGACCAGGAGUGAUUUUGGAGAGUAUGUCUGCACGGCUUCCAAUAAGAUUGGGGAAAACACAGCCACGUUCAAUCUGGAUGUCUCUGAGCGUCCAUCAGUAGCUUUGUACCCACCGGAGCUGGCGGUUAUUCCAGGAGAAACUGGAUCUGUGAUCUGCAAUGCCACUGGACAUCCAACACCAACAAUACAGUGGUUCAGGAAGACUGCCAACGAAAAAAUGAUGAAUGUGGAGGGUUCUGAGAUGACUCUUGAAAAUGUAAUGCCCUCUGAUGGCGGCUUGUACUCCUGCAUAGCCAGUAGCGCAGCAGGAACAACCUCUAGGGACUUCAAGCUGAUAACCUGGCCUGGGACACCCACUAAGUUCAGUGUGACACCAGGGCCCUCAUCUUCCAUCCUCAUCCAGAGUUCCUCAGUGCAGGAAGGAGGGUCCUCCAUUACCAAGUACAUCCUUCAGUGGAAGAAACCAUCUGAAGACAAAUGGAGUGAAAGCAUUGUCCAGCCCAAAAAUCCCCUGGUGAUCACGGGCCUUGAGCCGUACACAGAGUACGUCGUUCGUUUUGCGGCCAAAAACUCUCACUUCCAGGGGAACUUCUCCACAGAACACGAGAUCUUCACACAGUCCCAACAUGGGGAACCCGACAGCCCUAUUUUGUCUCUGAGCGAGAAAAAGCUGGACAAGAGCUCAGUCACUAUCCCCAUUAAACAGCAGAAAGAUGGAGGCUCUCCCGUCCUGCACUACGUUGUAAAAUACAAAGGGAACAAGGAGAACGAGGAAUGGACUGAAAAAGAAAUUCCUGGAAACUCCAGCAAAAUCCAGCUGAACAAUCUCCAGUAUGAUGCUAACUAUCAAAUGGAAGUUUACGCAGUAAGCCUAAAUGGUUCCUCCAGCCCUGCCAAAAUUAACUUCACCGUCCCACAGCCUGUCAGUCAGCCGGCGUUAGGAAAAGGAGGUGUGGUGGGAAUUGUAAUGUUCAUCUUCUUGCUGCUGAUGGUGUCAGUAGAUGCUUUCUGUUGCUACACCAACCACUGCGGCCUGCUUAAUUUCCUCGCUCGCAAACUAUUCGGACACAAAGUGUCAGACUCUAAAGGGAUGGAUGAAGAGGCCAAUAAUUCCACUGGAGAUGUGAAGCUGAGCGGGCUAACACUACCACGAGGCAGCAUCCCAAAGCUUCAGUCACCCAAUGGGGCAGUGAAUGGCGUUCAUUCAGAGGUCACGUGUGACAAAGCGCCUCUUACCAAAUUCGAGAAGAAACCAGAAUCUACCGACCAGGCAGCAGAAGCCUAGAGGAAGAUAUUAUACAAGACACAAUUUGAAUUCAAGAAACUUCACACAAAUCUCAGGACAGCUGAUUGUGAAGUUAAGGGUGUAGCGUGUCAUUUAUUAAAAAACACUGUAUGUAAGCUAUUUGUAUCCCAAAUGUUUAAACUCUACAGCUCUGUGGUGCUAUGAAACGUGGUUCAACCAAUAGCGUGGGGUUUGGGGCGGACCAUUUGUCUGUCCGACCAAAGACGGCUGGGGAAGUGUUGAGAAACCUAUUUGCAAGAUAUAAAACAUCGUAAAUGACAUGCUUCGUAUUUAAGUGAUGCAAUCUGGAACAAACUCACAAACAUCAUAAAGGAUGACCGUUAUUUGCAGAAAAAGUCCAGCGUGAUUUAGAUUAUUUAUAUAUACUUUAUGGAAAUGUAGGAGUAUUAGGAAUAUUAUGAGUGUUAUCCAGCACUGUAGAUACUGUACAUGACAAAUGCUUGAGCGGAAUGUAUGUUCAGUAGAGAGCAGCUAUACAUUAAAGUGUAAUAUUACUGUCAUAAUGGGAGCAUAAUAUCAUAGCAUAAUACCAUCACUAGUUUUAAUUUAUUGCGUGUUUAACAUAUGCUUGUAGCUUUUGAAAAGAAUGCGGUUGAAAGCAGUUGAAAGAAUGUUAAAUGGACUUGCAUUUCAGUUUAAUGUGAACGACAAUGCCUUUUAGAUAUAGAUAUUACUUUUCGGUUGUUUUAACAUCAUAUACUGUUACAUUAAUGCACCUCGUAUGAAUGUUUUGAUCAAGUGAUGUUAAAUGUGGAUGUAAAUACUGAUGCAUGCGGAAAAGAUGUACAUAGAGAUUUAUUAAUAGUUUUUGAUCUUCACUGUACAUUGUAUAAAUUAUUUGUUUAAUGCUUUUAUACUCAUUGUAUUGUGUGACCCUAUAGUAAUUUUGUACUCAGUGUAAAUGUAUUCACAGUAUAGACAUUUGAUUCUUUUGAAUAAAAAGAGGCAAAAAUAA